This is a messenger RNA of Saccostrea cuccullata (small rock oyster), 1691 nucleotides long. RefSeq lists its product as uncharacterized. The transcript has 3 exons. The record is from RefSeq and is a predicted model, not a curated record. Bases 202 to 1326 code for a protein of 374 amino acids. NCBI's taxonomy places the organism in Eukaryota, Metazoa, Mollusca, Bivalvia, Ostreida, Ostreidae.
AUAAUCAGAAUGAUUUUGUUUGAAAAUUAUUUUUCUUUUUUUCUUUAGGAAAGCCACUGCAUAUGCCCAGGUUCUCAUACCAACAAGGAAGCAAAGGGCGACUUGUUUUAUGAUUCUUUGAUAGAAUGUAUUCCUGGAGACCAGAGUCUACUAGGACAUCUAUCAUUCGAUAAUUAUUUUGAAGUUGGAUUUCCACCUAGAAUGCCAUGGGCAAAAAACAAAGACAUAGAGAAAAUAAGAAAAGCUAUUGUCGAUACCGUGGAAGAAUUAUCACACUGGGGUGAAAGAAUACCAAAAGUAUGGAAUGACUGUGAAAAGUUUUUAAAAGAAAAUCAAAAGAAACAAAUCAUUUCAAGAAAUGACGUGACGAUGUUUUUCAGAAAUAAUUAUCCUGAGACUGAAAAGGAUAUAAAUGUAGAUGAUAUUCUUAAAUUCUACCACGAAGUAGGAUUAAUCUUGCAUUUCCCAAAUGAGAGCUUAAAAGAUGUUAUAAUCGUUGAUGUUCAGUGGUUUGUCCAUGCUUUUAAGCAUAUCAUAACCGACCCGAAGCAUUUUGAUAAACAUUGCGGAAAUAAGAACGAGUUCAAAUCAUUUAACGACUUUGGAAUUUUGUCUGACACACUGUUGCAGAAAAUAUGGACAUAUAAUAAUAAAACAACAAAGUCGUGUAUUCAACACAAGAGCAAAAUAAUACCCUAUAUGAACAAAUUAGGUCUUAUUGCACAGAUCGAUUAUGAAAGUGCAAAUCAAACUGACGCAGAGAAAUCGGAAAUAGUGGAUGAAGUGAAGUACUACAUUCCGAGUAUGAAUAAAAUGAACUUUGAUCUAUCCUCUAUUAGUAAAAUAAUGUCCGGUCAAAGGACGUCUAUUCUACAUUUUAAAUUCACAGACUUUAUUCCGCACUUCUUUUUUUACCGCCUGAUUGUGGCUUGUAUCGGUAAAUGGAAAUUAUUAGAUAAAGGAAAAAGGCUUUUUAAAGAUAUUGCAUUUUAUAUAACAGAUGGACAAGGGUAUCAUAACAUAGCAAUUGCAAUAAACGAAUCUUGUAUCCAAGUGCAAAUGUUUAGAAGAGAUAAUAGAGAACUAGAAAUAGAACACACCUUAAGCUGCAGAGAAAUGAUUGAAGAAAUGAUUGGGAGAAUCACAUCAACAUUUCAUAAAUCGGUGAAAUAUGUAACUGGAUUCUCAUGUAAAGAUAUCAAUUUAACUGAAGAAAGUGAGGAAAACUUCUUAGAAGAAAGAGACAUAAUUAACUUGGUUCAUGAAUUUGCAUGUCCAAAUCAUGUCGAUAAAAAUCAUCAAGUCGAUGGAGCAAAGCUUCUAUAAUACUGGGUAAAAGACGACGAAGAAAAUAAAACUCAGAAGUAUUCUUAAAUGUACAGUAUACCAGAAACAAUACAGCUUAUUUACCAUAAGUAAAAUAAAUAAGAUGUUCACAUGCAUAAAAGAAUGAAGAUAAUGGUGCUGUUCGAGUGGGUUAUCUGAAUAAAUUUUGCAUUUGUUCAAUGCAUAAUGUUUACGUUGGCAUAAUUUUUUUAUUUAUGCAUUUACACUGUAACUAUGUUCCAUCCUUUAAUAGAUAAAUGCAUAUAGAUUCUAUUUAUGGAUUAAUUGAAAAUUUUAUUUUAUCCGCAAUAAGAAGACUGUAUUUGUUCAGAUUCUUAACAAUGUCAUAUAAAAUCUUAAAAGAA